AUGUCGCCUCAAAAAGGGAUCGCACUCAUCACAGGAUCUGCUCAGGGCAUCGGUCGCAGUAUCGCUCUGCGGCUUGCGAGGGAUGGGUUCGACAUUGCCUUGAAUGACCUUCCUAUGAAAAGUGACCAGCUCGCUGCCGUUGCUAGUGAAAUCGAGGCAUUGGGGCGCAAAGCAUGUAUCGUGAUCGCGGAUGUGACAAUCGAGGAGGAAGUCAAGAACAUGAUCAACGACACCGUAAAAGAGCUGAGCGGAUUGGAUGUGAUGGUCGCCAACGCUGGCAUUCCAGGAGCCAACACCGUCUUGGCAACCACUGUUGAAGACUGGGAGCGUACAUUCACCGUUAACGCCCGCGGAGUCUUCUUGUGUUAUAAACAUGCCGCAGUACAGAUGAUAUCUCAGGGCCGCGGCGGUAGGAUCAUUGGCGCAAGUUCAAUCGCCGGCAAGAUCGGAUUUCCAUCAGCUGCUGCAUACUGCGCUAGCAAGUUCGCUGUCCGCGGAUUGACGCAGACGGCUGCUCUUGAGCUUGGAAAAUAUAAUAUUACAGUCAACGCCUAUGCGCCAGGUGUCAUACAAACUCAGAUACUGGAUAGCAUUUCUGACCAAUCAGGGAAUAUGAGCCUGGCAGACGAAGAUUCGACGAAUUACCUUGCUCAGCUAAUCGGGAACCGGCCGAUCAAACACAAUGGCCAACCAGAGGAUGUUGCAAGCAUUGUCGGUUAUUUGGCAUCAAAAGAGGCGCAUUUCAUUACAGGGCAAUGCAUUUCUGUCGACGGAGGCAUCGUUUUGUCUUAG
Molecule: messenger RNA, 792 nt
Organism: Suillus subaureus
Lineage: Eukaryota; Fungi; Basidiomycota; Agaricomycetes; Boletales; Suillaceae
Exons: 9
Coding region: 1-792 (263 amino acids)
Molecular function (GO): oxidoreductase activity, acting on the CH-OH group of donors, NAD or NADP as acceptor
Source: RefSeq, a predicted model, not a curated record